This is a messenger RNA of Neltuma alba, 977 nucleotides long. Its product is annotated as protein ACCELERATED CELL DEATH 6-like. Gene Ontology annotation, cellular component: plasma membrane. The transcript has 2 exons. NCBI's taxonomy places the organism in Eukaryota, Viridiplantae, Streptophyta, Magnoliopsida, Fabales, Fabaceae. Bases 63 to 554 code for a protein of 163 amino acids. The record is from RefSeq and is a predicted model, not a curated record.
GAUAAUUCAGUUGCUAAGACAAACCAAGAGACUCAAAGUCAACCUAGUGAAAUAACAAAGGCAUGACAGCCCGUUAUAUUGCCAUGCUUAAAAGAAGUACACCACCAACUCUUCGAGAGUUUCUAUCACUUGCACUCUUGAAAUCUAUUGGCACACCUUUGAGUGAAAAGGGAAGAAGAAUCAGGCGUUCACAUGCUGAACCAUCUCGGAUUAAAUGGAUCAAAGACCGUGUCAGCACUAUCUUAGUAGUAGCAAUAUUAGUUGCUACUGUAACAUUUACCGCUGGUUUUACAGUGCCUGGUGGUGUCUAUAGCUCUGAUGACAAAGACACAGAGAAAAGAGGCAUGGCCACUUUGCUCAACAGAAGAAUGUUCCAGGUAUUCACAAUUUGCGAUGCAAUAGCAAUGUACAGCUCUACCAUGGGAUCUUCCAUUCUGCUAUGGGCUCACUUGGGAGACUUUCAUAUGGCAUCCAGUGCCACGUACUUUGCUUUCUAUUUGGUUGGUUUGGCUCUAAUUACAAUGUCAAUUGCAUUCAUGGCCGCACUACAUUAAGCAGUGAGAAAUGUUUCGUGGGUAGCUGACACUGUGAUUGCUAUUGGGGUCAUCUUCCUUUUGAUGCUUCUGGGCGUAUUUAUUCUUCUGAUAUUCCCUUUAGGAGAACAAGGUCUUUUCUCGGGUCACAUCUCUGACUUUAUUUUUAAGAUCAUCAUCCCAUUUUCAGGAAGUUAUGGGAAGUUAACAAGGAAAGUUAAAGUUAAGGAGAUAGAGGCGUUCGAAGAAACAAAAAAGGAGGAAGACAAUGGUGAAGACCAAAAAAUAAGGACGGAGAAGCUUGUGAGACUGCAUACUGUUUAGCUGCUUUUCAAAUAGAAGUAGCAACCAAAGGGUAGGAGGGAUUGCAUGCACAAGUUUGUUUCUUGGAGGUCAUAUCCUGGACGACUAUUUGAUAUUUCACUUUGUUUGAUCAUGAUUUGA